Messenger RNA from Seriola dumerili (greater amberjack), 1650 nucleotides. It is a transcript of the gene pla2g3, whose product is annotated as group 3 secretory phospholipase A2-like. Gene Ontology annotation, molecular function: A2-type glycerophospholipase activity. Gene Ontology annotation, biological process: phospholipid metabolic process; arachidonate secretion. The transcript has 7 exons. The coding region runs from base 1 to 1641 and encodes 546 amino acids. Lineage: Eukaryota; Metazoa; Chordata; Actinopteri; Carangiformes; Carangidae. The record is from RefSeq and is a predicted model, not a curated record.
AUGACGCACAUCGCUCCUCUUCUUCUUUUAACUCUCAUUUUGACAUCUUCACUCUUGGGGUUGGGGGCUGCGGAAACCUCGGUCCUCUGCGCCUGGUCUAAAGUUUUGUCUAACGGAGAAGUGCACUACAGUUUCCUCCGGCGGGGCUCUCCAUCCGUGCGGCUCUACCACAGCGCCUGGUCCGGGCAGGAGCGCGCUCUGCUCAGCUGCGCCUGGAGCGACGACGCGGCAGUGAUCCACAACUAUUUCUCUCUGUGCCUGGAGCGCGCGCACGAGUUUUCCGAUGAGCCGGAUGAAAAUUUCGAUGUGGAGUCGAUGAUUGGGGGCGAGGAGCAGUGCGUCUCUCUGGCUUCUCCAGGGCCCGGGGGGUCCGAGCUCGGGGGGCGCACAGGGAAAAAGCCGAUGAGGAGGAGGAGGAGGAGGAACAGCGUCGCUCAGAACAGUCAAGGUCAAGAUGAAAGGUCAGAGGUCAAGAUCCAUAAGCGUGUAAAGCGCGGUUUCAUUGUACCCGGGACUCUCUGGUGCGGCUCUGGCAACAAGGCGCCAUCAUAUGCAGAUCUGGGAGUCUUUGCAGAGACGGACAGCUGCUGCCGGGAACACGACCAGUGCAAAUACACCAUCCUGUCCUUUCAGUCAGAGUUCGGUGUCUUCAACAGCAACAUCUUCACCAUGUCUCACUGCGACUGCGACAACAAGUUUCAUAGUUGUCUGAUGGAGGCGAACGACAGCAUCGCUGACGUGGUGGGCUACACCUUCUUUAACCUGCUGAAGAUGCACUGCUUUGAGUUCUCCCACCGACUCCAGUGCACAGAGAGAAACUGGUUUGGAAUGUGUAAAGAGACUAAAAUGGCUCUGUAUGCUGAUGUCCAUCCACCCACACUGUACGAGUCAGAGGUCAGCAUUAACAGUACCAGCUCCAACGCCAACGCCACCAUACCUGCAGACCCACAGCUCUUCUCCAUCACCGCUGCUGCGUCCACCGUCCCUACACCGUCAACGAGCUCACCCUCAGCCUCCAUCACUCCUGUCACCAAUGUCACCACCUCCACAGUCACAAACACACCGGAGGGACCCAAAGUUUCCGUACCUGAGAACACUUUACCCACCAAAAACCGAACUGAGCCGGAUGCUGACACCGCAGAGAUGCAGCUGUCAUGUGGUGUCUAUAAGGAUCUCGAUGAGUGCAGGAACAAGAUCCUUCCCCAGCAGAGGAGAUAUGGCCUCCACAACCCAGAGCCCAGGACGCUGUACCACUGCAACUGUACCAUCAGAUUUUUCCAGACUUUGGUUAAACAAAGAAAACUGACCGAAGUACAGGCCCUUCUGCUUGGAUAUGUGUCUCAAUCUUGCUUCCUGCCACAGGACUGCACAGCAGGCAAAACCUGUACAGCAGUUCUGGUGAGAGCAGAUCUCCCUCCGCUGGAGCAGGGGAGCAGUGCAGAGGUGGAGGAGCAGCACCAUCUACAGGCAGUUAGACUGACGCUCAGGAGGCAAAACACCAGGAGGGCGAAAAGAAAAGACAGAGCGGUGAAGCUUCACAGACUGUGUCUCAGGAUGACUCGGCCCAAACAAAAGAACAAGACCAGAAAACAUGGUCAAAAUGCUCAACAGCCGGCUGUUAGAGGGAGAGAGCUUGUCUGAAAGUGACUA